Molecule: messenger RNA, 1713 nt
Organism: Cladophialophora carrionii CBS 160.54
Lineage: Eukaryota; Fungi; Ascomycota; Eurotiomycetes; Chaetothyriales; Herpotrichiellaceae
Exons: 4
Coding region: 1-1713 (570 amino acids)
Molecular function (GO): protein binding
Source: RefSeq, a predicted model, not a curated record
AUGGAGGCAUCCCUGUUUCCACAGCUUUGUCGGUUGCUGAGUCUCCCAGCCGAAGUCAAACUCCACAUUGUCGAGUUUCUGGACAACCGGAGAGACCUCUACAACUUGUCCCAAACAUGCCGUAUUCUGGAAGACAUGGUUAUGGCUCGACUGUACCACACCGUCGACUUCGAACUGUCCCAGACUCGCAAGCCGACUUUCCGCGAGCCAGUCACCCAGUCAGUACGAGAGCUCACGAUCCGAAAUGGGCGGACCCAAAGGAGGGAUUCAAUGUACAGGCGCAGACGGAUCUCCAACGCAGGCUCCACCAGCGCCGGUGUCAAUGGCCUCCUGGAGAAGAUCCCCAGAAAUCAAUUGACACGCUUCGAGUUGUUUCACCAAACACCUAUGACUCUUCAAGUGCUCGACUUCCUCGCUCGACGGCACGGGAGUACGCUCCAACACCUCUCCUUCUACGGCCUCGAAGCCGGGAAAGAGGGUCUCGUGCCUAAGACCCUCAGCAGCUUGGAUGCUCGCACCGUGAAUGAUGGAGAAGGGGUGGAAAAGAUCAUAUCUGCGAACAAGAAGACCUUACAAAGUUUGUGCCUGGGACAAGAGAUGCAACUGAUAGAACGAUACCAGCAAAGCAGACUCGGUCUCUACAACCAGAUACCUCAACCGAGCGAGAUUUUCUUCACAUCUGCAUACGCGCUGGACUCAUUUCCUCAGCUCCGCGAGCUCUCUUUGUCCGGUCUGGACGUGAGUCUUCUCCGGCCAGCAUCGAUACCGCAGGCUCUUUUCUUCUGCCGCCUCGAGCGGCUUGUACUAGAAUCCUGCCCCGGCAGCAUCGAACUUCUGGAAUCAAUCGCGAGUACCUUCCAUUGGGCCACCACGGCUCCCGAAGCACCUCAAACCCCACAAGCGACCCCUUCGCUGAAACAUUUCCUCUUCCGCCACGAAAAUCCCACGACUGCGCUGAAAGACGCGACGGUCCGCUUUCUCACCUCCUUCACCGGCCUGCGCACCCUGUCACUGUUGUUCGAGAAUGCUGCCGUCUUGGAGCGGCCUAGCACAUUCAUCGCCGAGCACGGUCCUACCCUUGAGACCCUCGUCUUCGAAUCACGCAUCCAACCGCGCGAGCACUUGUCACUGGAUACAUCCCGCCCGUUCGGUGUCGGCGGCUACAGCCACGAAUUGUGGGAAGAAUCCAUCAACGACAUUGCUCGACUGUGUCCCAACCUCGUCGAGCUAGGCAUGGGAUUUCCCUGGACAGAUGAAAUGGUGCGGCUCAGAAAGACGGCCCUGCCGACCCUUCAGCACCUCAAGACCAUUCAUAUACGCAAUUUCCCCGAAAAUCAGGCCUUCAGCCAAUUAGGCGACUACAGCAUCAAAGAGUACGCGACCAAGUUCAUCGAGUGGGUGUUUCCUGCUCGGGUCGGUGGCGCGCGACCAGCGUUGGCACACCUCGCCAUCGGCCCUACCAUCUACGAAAGCAGGUGGAAGAUCACACCGCCGCUAGAGCCUCAGCCCACGCCACCGCCCCCGCAAGCACGAGCCGCAAUGCGGUCUCAACCACCGGAGUUUCUGAGGACCCACCACUUCUGCCUCGACUGGGCGAAGACGCGAUUCAACCGCUGGUCCGCCUUGAUCACGCCCGUGAGCGAGAAGUUCAUGGAAGAGAUCACAGGGCAGAAACCCCUGCGUGGCGUUUUCGAGCAGGUGUGGUUGAGAUAA